Sinocyclocheilus rhinocerous is the source of this 1357-nucleotide messenger RNA. RefSeq names its product solute carrier family 15 member 4-like. Gene Ontology annotation, cellular component: membrane. Gene Ontology annotation, biological process: oligopeptide transport; transmembrane transport. The annotation marks the transcript as partial. The transcript has 4 exons. NCBI's taxonomy places the organism in Eukaryota, Metazoa, Chordata, Actinopteri, Cypriniformes, Cyprinidae. Gene Ontology annotation, molecular function: transmembrane transporter activity. The record is from RefSeq and is a predicted model, not a curated record.
GUGAAGGAUCGAGGUCCGGAGGCAACUCGGCGUUUCUUUAACUGGUUCUAUUGGUGCAUUAAUCUGGGUGCUAUCUUCUCGCUGGGUGGAGUUGCUUAUAUUCAGCAGAACGUUAGCUUCUUUAUUGGCUACGUCAUCCCUGCCGUCUGCCUCGGGGUGUCCCUCAUCAUCUUUGCCCUGGGCAGAACGGUAUUUAUAACCAAACCUGCAGACGGCAGUGCCUUCAGUGACAUGUUCCGGAUCCUGGCUUCUGCCCUCUGUGGACGCGGCCAGAUGACUCUAUUAGUCUGCAUUUUAGAGACGAAGAGGCUGGACAUUGUCCACACACAAGGUCCCAUCCCGCAGUCACUCAGUGGAGUUACAUACUAUGCAGCCGAUCUACCCAUAUGGUGGCAAGUGCCUCAGUACAUCCUCAUCGGUGUCAGCGAAAUCUUUGCUAGUAUUGCAGGUCUGGAGUUUGCCUACUCCGCAGCUCCUCGCUCCAUGCAGAGUGCUAUAAUGGGCCUGUUCUUCUUCUUCUCCGGCAUCGGCUCCUUUGUGGGAUCGGGACUACUUGCUAUCGUCUCUCUCAAAACCAUCGGCUGGAUGUCCUCGCAUAAAGACUUCGGUAACAUCAACGAGUGCACACUGAAUUACUACUUCUUCCUCCUGGCCGCCAUUCAGGGAGUCACACUCCUCGUCUUCCUCAUUGUGUCUGUGAAGUAUGACAAGCAGAAGCCCAGAGCAGCGAGCCACAGGGCGUCUCUGACCAACUCAUGACCCCCAUCAUCCUCACCAGCCUUACACAGCCGUACGUUCACCUUCAUUCCUCAGCCACCAAAUCAUUUGCCAAAUAUUAAACCUCGCAGUAUUUAAAAAAUGAGGUUUUAAAAUAUUUGAUUCAAAACUUGAAACCCCCUGUUUACUGGAACUGGCUAUUCUCUUGCCAUUUUAAACACGCAAGACAAUUAAAAAAAAAAAGAAAAGAAAGCAAUAAUUAGCUAAAGAAAAAAUUUCAUGUGAAAUGGUUGGAAAUGAGGUUUGUCCACUCCAUCAGUGAACUGGAUUAUGAAAUGUGUGUUUGUUGUAGUGUAUACUUUGGGCAACACUUGUUCCAAAUUUGGGAUUUUUGUUGUUUUGACUAUGUCAAUGAGAUUUACAAAUUCACCUACUCAUAAAAUGAAUGUGGUUUUUAAAUUGUUUACGAUGGGUUGUACAAUUGAUCAUUGGUUUAAAUUGAAUAUUUAUUGAACCUUUUAUUUUCAUAGUUUAUGCUCGACAGGGUAAGACAAUACUUUUGUUCAGAUUUAUUUAAAAUUGUCCCUCUGGGCAUGUUUUAUGGUACACCUUUUUUAAACACAAUUUUAACAAUACUUUU